Molecule: messenger RNA, 813 nt
Organism: Rangifer tarandus platyrhynchus (Svalbard reindeer)
Lineage: Eukaryota; Metazoa; Chordata; Mammalia; Artiodactyla; Cervidae
Source: the annotation of a GenBank genome assembly
AUGUUGCCCCCGCCCGCGCGCUCCCUCCCCCUCCCCUCCUCAGCUGGGCUCCCGCCCCCUCCCCCCUCCCCCUACUGCCCGCCCCCCGCCCCCCCGCCCCCCUCCCCCGGUGAGGUCAGGCGGAGGCCCCGCCGCUGCGGCCGCAGCAGCGCCGCUCCUAUUCCGGGGAACCCUGGGGACGGAGCGUUUCAAAUCAGCGGAGCGGCGUUCGAGGUAGGGUCCGUGCUCUCCGCCUACCGGAGAGCGAGGCGAAGUGACCGGGGCGAGCGAGCGGGUGCGGAGGACUGGGGGCCGCUGCCUCGCCGCAGGACGGAGCCCCGGCUGCGCCGCGCGCGACUCGCUGGUCGGCCCUCGGAGCGCAGCGGCAGGCGGACGGGCGGCGGGACGCCGGGACGCGGCAAACAAGGUGAGGCAGGGUCCUGGCGUGGCAGCGGCUCCCUCGGCCGCCUUCGCGCUCCGGGGACCCGGCGGGGCCAGGCGGCGCGCGGUCUGGAGUUGCGACCUGCAGGCGGACAGGGGGUUACCUCCGUUCCUUGCACGCCCUCCCUCCGUCCCCACAACCCGUUUUCUCUCACUUGCGGGUGUACGCCCUCCUGCCCGCACCUCUCAUCGCUCCCUCACCGACUCGCUGGCUCCGCCCGUCGCCUGGGUUCUUGGAGGACCACUGCGCCUAGUUUUCCUUUCCUUCUUUGUUACCCCUCUAAGAUCUCCUCCUCCGGGGCUGUCGCUGCCCUUGACGCUCUGGGGUCUCUCUGCCCGCCGCGGGCCCCGCUGUCUCUUGCCUUCCCACAGUUUCUGCUUUGUGGCUCCUAA